This is a messenger RNA of Brassica rapa (field mustard), 1057 nucleotides long. RefSeq names its product probable germin-like protein subfamily 2 member 5. NCBI's taxonomy places the organism in Eukaryota, Viridiplantae, Streptophyta, Magnoliopsida, Brassicales, Brassicaceae. The record is from RefSeq and is a predicted model, not a curated record. Gene Ontology annotation, molecular function: manganese ion binding.
AAGAUAAACAAUAACAACAACAAUGGCGUCAGUAGCGACCCAUAUAGUUGUUGUUGUUACCAUGUUGGUCUCAGCCAUGGCCGUAGCUUCAGAGUCCAACAUGCUUCAAGAUAUUUGUGUAGCUGAUUUGUCCAAUGCCGUCAAGGUCAACGGAUACACAUGCAAGGACGGAACACAAGUAACACCGGAAGACUUCUACUUCCAAGGCUUAGCCUCCCCCUCCGCCGCUUCCAACACCUCCACGGGAGCCAUAGUAACCGGAGCCACCGUAGAGAAGCUACCAGGACUCAACACACUCGGCCUCUCCAUGUCCCGCAUAGACUACGCACCAAACGGCCUAAACCCACCGCACGUCCACCCACGCGCCUCCGAGAUCAUCUACGUCCUAGAAGGUCAGCUCUACGUCGGCUUUGUAACAACCGCUGGAAAACUCGUCGCCAAAUACGUUAACAAAGGAGAAGUCUUCGUUUUCCCCAAAGGACUUUUACAUUUUCAGAAGAACAUUGCUAAGUCUGCUCCAGCUUCUGUAAUAGCAGCUUUUGAUAGCCAGUUGCCUGGAACACAGUCGCUUGUGUCCUCUCUCUUUGGUGCUCUUCCUGAAGACAUUCUUGUUAAGUCUUUCCAGUUCAAACCCAAACAGGUUAAGAAGAUCAAGUCCAGAUACCAACCCAAGAAAUGAGACAAGAACAGAACACAACACAAUCUUUCUUCUUCUUUGUUUUGUUGCUCCAUUGUAAUAAAAGAUGUACUUAAAACUAAAAGCAAAGAAGAUUCUUGUCUUAAAACAGAUAUUUCUUUUUUAGCAAAUUCCUUAAUACAAGUUUCAUAAAAUGUGAAGAAGAAUCAAUAAGAGUUUCUUCAAUUAGCAGCCAAUGGCUGGUGUUGCCUUCCAUCUGGGAUUGAGAACAAGACGAUAGGUUUUGAAGACUUGACAAACGGCACAUCACAUCUGUAAUAGCCUUUCCUCUCAAGCUGAAUCACAUCACCACGCUGCAGGUUCCUCAUAUUGGAAUCACCAAGUGCCGACGUUUCCUUCUUCGUGUAAGGAUUCACAAAA